Molecule: messenger RNA, 3949 nt
Organism: Cololabis saira (Pacific saury)
Lineage: Eukaryota; Metazoa; Chordata; Actinopteri; Beloniformes; Belonidae
Gene: ptpn11b
Product: protein tyrosine phosphatase non-receptor type 11b
Exons: 16
Coding region: 86-1885 (599 amino acids)
Biological process (GO): protein dephosphorylation
Molecular function (GO): protein tyrosine phosphatase activity
Source: RefSeq, a predicted model, not a curated record
UGUUCAACUCCGCGGAGUCUUCAAUCCCCGCAGCGGCUCGGCACAGGCAACAUCUCAGGGAACUCGCCAACUUCCAGAGACUGCUAUGACAUCUCGCAGGUGGUUCCACCCAAACAUCACUGGAUACGAGGCAGAGCAGCUCCUGUUGACGCGGGGCGUCCACGGCAGUUUCCUGGCCCGGCCCAGCAAGAGCAAUCCCGGGGAUUUUACCCUCUCUGUUAGACGUAACGAUGAGGUGACCCACAUAAAGAUCCAGAACUCUGGAGACUACUAUGACCUGUACGGGGGCGAGAAGUUUGCAACGCUGGCAGAGCUGGUGCAGUAUUACACCGAGCAGCAGGACCUGCUGCGCGAGAGGAACGGCCAUGUCAUCGAGCUCAAGUAUCCGCUCAACUGCAAGGACCCCACCUCCGAGAGGUGGUACCACGGGCAUCUCUCCGGGAAGGAUGCGGAGAAGCUGCUCAUGGAAAAGGGCAAAGCUGGCAGCUUCCUGGUCCGGGAGAGCCAGAGCAAACCGGGAGACUUCGUCCUCUCGGUUCUCACCAACGAGGAGAAGCACGAGAACGUGGACCGCAGGACCAAGGUCACCCACGUCAUGAUCCGCUACCAGCAGGACGGCAAGUACGACGUCGGCGGCGGCGAGCGGUUCGACACGCUGGCCGACCUGGUGGAUCAUUACAAGAAGAACCCCAUGGUGGAGAAAAGUGGCAUCGUGGUUCACCUCAAACAGCCCUUUAAUGCCACCAGGAUUAAUGCAGCCAACAUUGAAAAUCGCGUGCGAGAGCUCAACAAAGUGGCGGACAACUCGGAGAAGCCCAAACAAGGCUUCUGGGAAGAAUUUGAGGUACUUCAGCAGCAGGAGUGUAAGCUGUUGUAUCCCCGGAAAGAAGGCCAGCGGCCCGAAAGCAAGAGUAAAAACAGAUACAAGAAUAUCCUCCCCUUCGACACGACCAGAGUUGUUAUCAGGGAGACGGAUCCAGACGUUCCCGGUUCAGACUACAUCAACGCCAACUACAUCAGAGUGAGUCUCUCUAGCAUGCAUGAAGACGGGCGCCAUGUGAUGGAGGGCAAAGUCUUCAUCGCCACCCAGGGCUGCCUGCAGAACACGGUCAUAGACUUCUGGAAGAUGGUGUAUCAGGAGAACACACACGUCAUCGUCAUGACUACGAAGGAGAUGGAGCGUGGCAGGAACAAGUGCGUCCGGUACUGGCCCGACCCGCAGGGCUCCCGGGAGUUCGGGAAGGUCCUGGUGAGGAACAUGGAGGAGCGGCCGGCGCAGGACUACAUCCUGAGGAAGCUGGAGGUCACGCGUCUGGACCGGAAAGAGACGCCGCGGUAUAUCUGGCACUUCCAGUACCUGAGCUGGCCGGACCACGGCGUUCCCAACGAGCCCGGCGGCGUCCUCUGGUUCCUGGAGGAGGUGAACCGAACCCAGAGCACCGUCACGGACACCGGGCCCAUCGUGGUCCACUGCAGCGCCGGCAUCGGGAGAACUGGUACCAUCAUCGUCGUCGACAUCCUCAUCGACAUCAUCAACCGCCAAGGUCUGGACUGUGACAUCGACAUCCCCAAGACCAUCCAGCGGGUCCGGCAGCAGCGGUCGGGGAUGGUGCAGACGGAGGCGCAGUACAAGUUCAUCUACAUGGCGGUGAAGCAGCACAUCGACAAAGCUCAGAGGAGGCUGGAGGAGGAGCAGAAAAAUAAAAUGAAAGAGAGGGAAUACUCCAACAUCAAAUACCCCCAGAUGACGAACUCCAGGUCCAAACACAACAUGACAUCUUCGCGCUCCUCCUCUGUGAUGACGAACGACGACUCCUCGAGCGUCUACGAGAACAUCAACUUCAAAAGUCCUCAGACGUCUUUCAGCAGCAACACGAGGAGGUGAAGCUGCGGCGGCGGAACCUUCGCUCCGCUCCGACCUGCAGAGCCCUCCGGCGGAGGUGUGGCUUCACCAGCAUCUGAAAGUCCCACCUGGGGGGGGCGGAGGUGUGCAGCGCUCUACCAGCCUGUGGUCACAUGACCAUCACCUCAUGGAUUCUCAGUCUGGAGUCGACCCGACCCGUGUGUAGGUCGGGGGUUGGUCUGCAGCGUCCAGCCCCCCCUCUCUCCACCAGCACAAGUGCCUUGUGACGCGUCCGUCGUCCAGCUCAACCUGCUGCCCCGUCUCUGCUGGAGGGGGACGGACCCCCCCCGUCCUGAACUCACCUGGAGCCCUGGGAUCCCGGGGGGGCCGAGGUCGGACCCGCCGCUCACCCCCCCUCGCUCUCGUCUCUGCCGUCUGAACUCUGACCUCAGACUCUCUCUCUCCAGCUGUGGCUGUUAUUACCGGCUGCUGAGUGACGGCCAGGGUUACGCAACCCCCCCCCCCCCUCCUUACUGUUUGUCAUUUUAAUUUUGGGUGUAAAGGUGAACUAUUCUAUUUAUUUAAUUUUUAUUUGCAUCAUUAUUUUCUUGUUUUCUUUUCUUUUCUUUUCUUUUAGAUAAAAGUGUGGGAGUUGGAUGUUUUCCUCGACGCUCGCUCUUGUAAAUGAAACAAAUCAAAGCUGUUCAGUCAAUGUUCUUUGACAAAAAACGCUGAUUACAGGGAAGCUUCGCUCUGUCCUCUCGUUUCGGUCCCCGGGGCCCCGCUGGGAGGAAAAUUACUCAUUUGUUUUCCCUUUUUUUUCACGUGUUUCCCUCGAGCUCUAUCAUGAUUGAGUGUGUUUCAGUUGAUGAUUUUGUAAUUAUGGUUGUGCAACAUGUGAAAUGACGGUUAAAAGAACAUUUUAGACGCCCGUGUGAGAUUGCGCUCGGGGACGUUUUGCCGAGGCGGCGACGACUCCCCCCCCGGUUGUGUUUGGGGAGGGGCCCUGAACGGACAGCAGGGGAUCUGGCCCGCGCCGCCGUCGUCCUCUCGGCCCGGCCGCCCUCCUUAAUCAGCGGCUCUGACGCGGUUCAGCAUCUGUCAGGCGGGAUCGCCGCGAGGCGACGAGGAAAAAAGGGCCGAUUACGACGGACCAGAUGGCCGUCCGCCCGAGAUUGAAGAAUAGAUUUGUCUUCAAAAAGUAAUUUAGAAAGAUGGCCGUAAUCCAGGCUUGAUGAAAGCGGCGUUGGUAAGCCGGAGCCAUUGAUGAAGGGACGGCGGGGAAGUUCUUUGUGCCAUCGAGCAGAUUGUUGGCUAUUUUUAGCCUCCGGAUCCGGAGCACGAAAAUAUCCCGCUUUGAUUUAAGAGUAGAUUCACUGAUCAGCCACAAGUUUAAAACCUGGAACGGGUGACGUCACCGACGCCGACGGCUGCUGACCUGACGUAUCCCUCCGCCGCCCGGCAGGACGACGCCCCCGGCGCCACGUGGACUUCUCAGGAUUCAAGCAGGUUUUUUUUGUUUUUUUGUGCCUGAUCAGUGGCUUUUUACCUCAAAACCGCGUCCGAGUGAUGAACUCAGGUUCGGGUUUUCUGAUAAUCCCUUUAAUUGAAGCACAAAUUGGCUCCAUUUCUGUUUAGAUCAGGGCUCGGCAACCCGCGGCUCCAGAGCCGCAUGCGGCUCUUUAGCGCCGCCCUAGUGGCUCCUGGAGCUUUUUCAAAAAUGUUUGACCUUCUUUUUCCUUUCUUUUUUUUCUUUUUUCCCUUUUUUCUCUUUUUCUUUUUUUUCCUUUUUUUCUCUUUUUUCUUUUUCUCGACAUUUUGACUUUUUUCUCGAAAUUUUGACUUUUUUAUCAACAUUUCGACUUUUUUCUCAACAUUUUGACUUUUUUCUCAACAUUUUGACUUUUUUCUCCACAUUUCGACUUUUUUCUCGACAUUUCGACUUUUUCUGAACAUUUGACUUUUUUCUCUAAAUUUUGACUUUUUUCUCUAAAUUUUGACUUUUUUAUCAACAUUUUGACUUUUUUCUCAACAUUUUGACUUUUUUCUCGACAUUUUGACUUUUUUCUCGACAUUUUGACUUUUUUCUCGACAUUUCGACUUUUU